CUCACACCGUCCGCUGGUGACGCACGGCACGUAUACAGUAACUGCCAACUCGCACGCCAUUGUUGCUCAUUGUCACACUUGACUCCCUGUGCUGCCUCCACUACUACUACUGCUACUGGUAUAGCCUACAGUUCAGCCAGCCAGCCAGAGAAGAAUGAUGACGAGAAGAUCGGGACACAGCUUUAGGAAGCUGAUGAAGAGGGGGACGAGCGUACGGGACUCUUUAUGGGGCAAACUCACCUCCCAGCACAGGCACGCCGCCGGCGGAUACGGGUACAAGACGCCCGGCGAUGACAACCCCAACGCCAGCCAAGGCCCCGAUGUGAGGACUUCUCUGUCAAGGCCUGCGUGGAGUUGUCCUGCCUCACUACGGAGGUCUCUCAUCCUGGAAAAAGCAGAAGAUGAGCUGUUUGGGUUUGAGAUUACGUGUAAUGACAGUUCUUCUGAAGAUGUGAGGCUUUCCGUGAUUUCUGUGGAGCCGGAGAGUGUAGCUGACAGGGCGGGCAUGAAGCCUGGGGAUGUCCUUGUUUCGGUAAAUGAUGUGUCUGUAUCUGAGUGCUCUCAUCAGCAAAUCUCUGACACCAUUCUCAAUUCCUGCUCAAGCAUCAGGUUGGAAACCAUUAGUGCAGUUGUGGCCAAGAAAAUAGAACUGAAGAGGAAACUAUGGCAACUGAAGUGUCAACUGGAGGAGAAAAAAGUCGAGCUGUACUCUUUGUCUUCACGGGAACGGCAGCUCACUGGGGAGAAACUAGAGAAGUGUGACUCUGUCAUGUCCCUGAUCUCCUUCCCCGACGACGACUGCAGCUCGGGCCAGGGCAGCACCGGGAGCCGACUGAGCGCGUGCGGAAGCGCGUCGGCCAUGUCCCUCUGCUCCACCUUCGAGGACCUCUCCAUCGGCUCUCUCUCCGUCCGCAACUCGGGCUCCACGUACUCCGCCGGCGGCGCCGUGGACCACCGCCAGUCCUUCCCCUUCUCCGACACGGCGGCCAGCUCGUCCAACUCGCUCAACGCUCCGUCUCCGUCUCCGCUGGGUUUCCCAUUGGCCGAUGGAGAUCAUGGAUCGUCAGACCCCAACAUUGCCAUCUCCUCCUCAUCCACCUCCUCCAGCCCACCACAGUCGUUGCGUAGGAGGUCGCCCAAGGGGCGGUCAAGACAGACCGGUACCCUAAACAGGCUAACGAGCCUCUUCUCCGGGUCUCGAGCCUCUGUGGCGGAGGAAGGGAUCCAGGAAGAUGUAUCAUGAAAAGCAGAUUACAUUAUUACAUUACGUUACACGACGUUACAUUACGUUACAUUACAUUUAGCUGACGCUUUUAUUCAGAGCGUCUUACAUUUCCUAAAUUUUUCAGGGUAUUGGUUACAGUCCCUGGUGGGGUUAGGUGCCUUGCUCAAGGGCACUUCAGCCAUGGAUGCAGGUGUAGGGAGAGGUCAGGUGGGAUUCGAACCUACAACCCCCAGAUUGACAGACCAGCUCCCUAACCGUUAGGUCACGGCUGCCCCACUAUAUUACUGUAAUAAUGAUGAAAAUGAGUGGAAUUGGACGGCAAAGCGUUG
This is a messenger RNA of Engraulis encrasicolus (European anchovy), 1554 nucleotides long. RefSeq lists its product as uncharacterized. The transcript is spliced from 8 exons. The coding region runs from base 155 to 1243 and encodes 362 amino acids. The record is from RefSeq and is a predicted model, not a curated record. Gene Ontology annotation, molecular function: protein binding. Lineage: Eukaryota; Metazoa; Chordata; Actinopteri; Clupeiformes; Engraulidae.